This is a messenger RNA of Cuscuta campestris, 1541 nucleotides long. The record is from the annotation of a GenBank genome assembly. NCBI's taxonomy places the organism in Eukaryota, Viridiplantae, Streptophyta, Magnoliopsida, Solanales, Convolvulaceae.
GUCAGCGGUUCUCGCCCAAAUGCCCCAAUUCCCAAUUUUUGAUUUUCAACCCUAGCCUGCCGCCCACGAUUGUCUGCGACUCUGGCCGUCACCUGUCGGACGACUUCAGUGUCUCGCCGCCGACUCCGCCUCAUUGUCUCCGGCUCCCCGUGUCCGUGCCUCCGUCUGGUCUCGCCGCCGAAAGCCUACAGUGUGUAGGGCUGUAGGGUUGAAAUGGAUGCAGUUAAACAAGAGAAAGUACGAACGUAUGAGGAAUUUGUGGAUAAACGUUUAAAACCAGAUCUUGUCCGUGCUAUUGGUGAGCGGGAUAAGGUUUUCGAGCAACAAAAGAUAUUCUCGGAUUUGAGACGAAACAUUGAGAAUCUUGAGAAGAAUAGUGUGACAAGUCUUAGAACACUAGUCAAUCUUGGUUCUGAAGUUUACAUGCAAGCUGAUGUGCCAGACACUAGACAUAUCUUUGUGGAUGUCGGACUUGGCUUUCAUGUGGAGUUCACUUGGUCGGAAGCUCUUGAGUAUAUUUCAGCGAGGGAGAAAAAACUGGCUGGGGAAAUAGAAGAAUAUACUCGCCUCAUUGCAUCAAUUAAGGCUCAGAUCAAAAUGGUUUGUGAAGGGAUACGAGAGCUACUCCAGCUUCCUGCAGAUAGCUUCAGAAGUGAAAGAGAUCUUUAGUUUUACAUUGAUGGUGUUGUUACGAUCACAAAGUAAGAUGGACUUUUUUGCACAUCCGAAGUAUCUUUUUUUUUUGUGAACAAGCUGCGCACUACUUGAUUCCAUAUGAUUGCACCAUUCCUGGCAUACCGUCUAAGAUUACACGAACUUCUAGUCCUAGAUUAUGCGAGCUGUAUGAUUGCCCAUUGUUCAAAAGACAAGAAGCAGAGCUUCUAGAUGAGUGGUUGCAGAUGUUUGUGUUUGUGGCUGGGGAUUUCAUGUUGUUAAAGAAGGCUAUCAUUUUCGUGCAUUCUGUUAGUAUCACGACCGUAAACAAGGGACUAAUUAGUAAUUAAGACAUUGGGAGCAUUAGCCAUUUUUGCAUGAAGUCUUCUUUCUUUCAAACACCAUUUUAGGGCCUCUAACGACUCUCCCGCACAUCCCAUGUUUUUAGCUCUGUGGUCCUCCUCCUCCUCCCCCCUCUGAAGGACCACUCGGGAGUUGCGGUCGCAUCCCACAAAUAACAUCAAAUCUAACAUGGCCUCAUCUUGGGCCACUUGUAGGGUAACAUCGUUGCAUGUGAUUGACUUGCGAAUUUGAUGCUUGGUAUGAAUUCAUGUGCUCAUCAAAUUGAUGCUAAUUCUCAUGGUUGUCCCCAACAAUCAUCUUCGUAAAGAAGUUGUAAACUAGCAUUCAUUGGAUGAUCAAUCACUAAAGGCUUGCUUGGUUACAAAGAGAAGUAUGUGUUUCUACAUACAAGUUCCCGGUUUUGAUUUUGAUUUUGUUCAUUGAAACCAAAGAUUGUAUGUCUAGAUAUUUUAUCCUACAGUCGUAUGUACGAGAAUAUUCUGUAUCCGUCUUAAAAUUUUGAGCAAUCAAUUUUUGGUUAGUGA